This is a messenger RNA of Penicillium oxalicum, 1908 nucleotides long. RefSeq names its product ABC1 kinase family protein. Bases 1 to 1908 code for a protein of 635 amino acids. The record is from RefSeq and is a predicted model, not a curated record. NCBI's taxonomy places the organism in Eukaryota, Fungi, Ascomycota, Eurotiomycetes, Eurotiales, Aspergillaceae. The transcript is spliced from 3 exons.
AUGGCACACGUGACGCUCCUCCGCUCCCUUCGGCGGCUGCCCACCUCACCUCACUCUCUCCUUCUCGCUCGCGCAGUACCCCGUCGUGCAGUCCACGCCGGUGAAUUUCAACCGUUCGUCCCGCCAUCGCCCAGCUCACUUGGGAAACCCGUCGCCGCAAAGACCUACACGCGCACACGAAAAUGGCUGCGGCGACUCGUCUAUACCUCCAUCGUGACGGGAAUCGCGUACGGGAUUGAUUCCCAGUUCUAUGCUUCCUCCUUGACGAGAACCGCACGCACGUUCUCCGUCGGUCUCCUCGUUGCGUUGGACUACAAGAUCAACUUCCGCCCGGAACCGCCUCUGGCCAGUUCCAUCGCCGCCGUGCAUGCGCGCAAUGCGGAGCGGUUAUCGGAUCUGCUGCGCUCCAACGGGGGUCUGUACCUGAAGAUGGGCCAGGCCAUUGCGAUGCAAUCUGCCAUCUUACCCCCCGAGUUCCAGGCGAUGUUCUCGCGCAUGUUUGACGAUGCUCCCCAAAAUGAAUGGAAAGAGGUUGAGAAGACCAUCCGCGAGGAUUUUGGGAAAUCUCCCGAGGAGGUCUUUGGAGUCUCCUUCACCGGUGAGCCCGGCAAGGGUGUGAUGGAACAGCGAGCUCGAGCCAGUGCCAGUGUUGCCCAGGUCCACUGGGCGCGCUUGCAGGAUGGUCGAGAAGUGGCCAUCAAGAUCCAGAAACACGAGAUUGAGCAACAGCUUGCGUGGGACUUGUGGGCUUUCAAAGCCGUCACCUGGAUCUACAGCAAAAUGUUCGACAUUCCCUUCUACAGCCUUGUGCCCUAUAUCAGCGAGCGUCUGUCCCUCGAGACGGAUUUUGAGAACGAAGCCACCAAUGCGGAGACGAUGGCUCGACUAGUCGCGGGCGAGCCUCGUCUGCGCGACCGCGUGUACAUCCCCAAGGUCUACCGUGACCUCACUUCUCGGCGAGUGAUGACCGCUGAGUGGGUGGAAGGGGGCAGCCCCGGCUGUCAGGGCACCCCGAUGGACCCGCCGAACAGCACGAUACCGCUGUCAGAUGCGCGCAAUGCCCGAGCCGCGAAACUCAAGCCCGAGCGGACGCACUGGAAGGGACCCAACCAACGCGGCGGUCUCGGCGUCUCGUUGAAAGAUGUCAUGACGACCAUGGUUGACCUGUUCUCGGCCCAGAUGUUCCUGUUUGGAUGGGUGCACUGUGACCCUCAUCCUGGCAACAUCUUCAUUCGCCGCAAGCCCUCCGGCCAACCGGAGCUGGUACUCAUCGAUCACGGACUGUACAUUCACAUGGAACCUCACUUCCGGCACGAAUACGCCCGGUUCUGGAAAGCGCUCCUGACGUUUGACAACAAGACCCUGGGUGCGAUUGCCAAGGGCUGGGGGGUCAACAACGCCGACAUCUUCGCAUCGGCGACUCUGCUCCGUCCGUACCGGGGUGGAGACAUGUCUACGCAGCGCGGCAUCGAAGGGCUGAGCAAACGGGAACGCGCCGAGCGCCACUACGAGAUGCAGCAAGCCGCACGCAAGGCCAUCCGCGAGAUCCUGGGCGAUGAGAACAAAUGGCCUCGGGAGCUGAUCUUCAUCGGGCGCAAUCUCCGUAUUGUCCAGGGCAACAAUCAGUUCCUAGGCUCGCCGGUCAACCGGGUCAAGAUCACAGGCAUGUGGGCGUCACGGGCGCUGGUUGAAUCACCCGAUCUGCCGCUCCCCGAAAAGAUCCGCAACUUUGGCCGCCAUGUGGUGUUUCGCUUUGUCCUGUUCAGCAGUGACCUUUUCUUCUGGUUCACCAAGAUCCGACAGUUUUUGAAACUGGGCGGCGGGAUGGAAGACGACCUCGAAGCGCAGAUGCAGACCAUGGCCAAGGAUAUGGGGGUGGACCUCAACCACGGGGUCUUUGAGGGAUAG